AUGCAGGCAUACGCAGAUGCUGCCAGGGAGGAGUUGAAGCAGGAGCUGAUUGGUGAUGGUCUCGCUGGGCGGCUGUCGCUGAGUACGGACAUCUGGACCAGUGAGAACAAUGUUGCUUUCAUGGUUGUCACCGUGCAUAGGAUCACUAAAGACUUCCAGCUGCGGCAGCACAUCCUGGAUUUCGUGCAGCUGGAGGGGUCACACAACGCGUCGCUGAUAGCGAAGACUCUUGAGGGCAUUCUGGCAGAAUGGGGACUGACCGAGAUGCUGUUCGCCGUCACGACGGAUAAUGCUGAGAACAACAACAAGGCCAUGCGCAUGCUUGCAGGAGUUCCAGCUGAGGGCGCGAUGGCGAGGAUUGAGUUCCCCUUGUUCCACGGAGAUCGUCACGUGCGCUGCAUUGCACAUGUCAUGAACAUUGCAGUGCAGGCGGCAUUGAAGAAAGAUGUGCGCUCGGAGAACUUUGCACGGCAGCAGCGCAUCCUGCUGCGGCGGGAUGAUGCACCCGUGCUUCGUCUGAUUGGCGACUCGCCGACACGAUGGGGGUCCACGUAUGACAUGAUCGUCCGUGCGUUGGAGCUGCAGCAGGCACUGGCCUUGCUCCUCAUGAGGACAGACGUGAGUGGUGGUGGUACUAAGCGUGGAGUGAUUGCAGCAAUGGGCUGGUCUGGUGUACGCGAACAGCUGGAUGGCCUUCGGCUGUCCGACGUGCACUGGGACGCUCUCGUCGAGCUCAAGGAGUUCCUUAAGCCGUUCAACUCCAUCACGAAGGCAGCCGAGGGUUCCUUGUACCCCACGGCUGCCUCGGUCGUGCCGAUGUACAACCAGCUGCUGGACAAGCUGGAAAUCUCCUUCCGCAAAGAGGGUGUCACUCCCCUCCGACAGGCUCUCAUCACUGCAGCUCUUGACAAGCUGAAGAAGAACAAGUAUGGGGAGAAGGAAGAGCUGGUGGUUGCCACCUUCCUGGACCCCCGCUACAAGACAGUCUUCUUCCAGCUGCCGAAAUGGGAGGCGCGCAAUGCUGCGCACGUGACAGAGGUGGGGGGGUGUGCUAGGAGGGUGCAGGAUGUGGAUGAAGGGACGGUGAUACGGCUGGUGCGUGCGCGUAUGGCCGAGUAUCAAGCGCGGGUGAACACCCGCCGGCAGGGUGGUGAGGUCACGAGUGAUACCGGGGGGGGCACUGGGCCUAGCAGCGUGACUGGUGGGGCCUCGGGCACGACGGGGGCUGGUGGAGGUGGGGGAGGGGGCUUUGAGCACUCCAUCUUUGACGAGAUGGAUGCCCUGGAGGCAGCUGCUGGAGGGGGGGCACAGGAUGAGGUGGACCGCUAUUUGGCCGAGCCGAGGCAGAGAGGUGGUUGUCCGCUGGCUUUCUGGCGGGCGAGGGAGGAUUUCACAGUUUUGAGAGAGAUGGCGCGUGACUAUUUGGCUGUGCCCGCUACUUCUGCUGCUAGCGAGCGAGCCUUUAGUCAGGGGAGGAACAUUAUUACAUGGCAGCGCCACCGCCUUAGUGAUGGCCGCGUACGCGCCGUCAUGGCAAUUAAGUCAUGGAUGGAGCAGAACACUAGCGGCAGGAGCCUCAACAUUGCAGGUGCCGCUCGGGUGCUCGAUGACCUUUGUUAUGAGGGUGAGGGUGAUGGGUUCUGA
Molecule: messenger RNA, 1644 nt
Organism: Closterium sp. NIES-65
Lineage: Eukaryota; Viridiplantae; Streptophyta; Zygnematophyceae; Desmidiales; Closteriaceae
Source: the annotation of a GenBank genome assembly